UACCCGUUGCCAUGGUGACCCUCGCGGCCUACAUUAGGGCCUAGUGAUGGCGCAGUGGCGGCCGGCGCUGGGCCGGGCCCUGGAGCGGCAGCGGGAGAGGGAGGCGAAGAACCGGCUGCAAUGGGACACGUACAACCGCUCCUUCCAGCUCGCCGCGUUCUCCUGCUCCGCUCAGGCCCGUUGGAGCGAGCCGCAAAAUGCGGGCGGCACGAGCACGGGGCGGGGUGAGGAGGAAGGGAUGAGGAAGCGCAGGGAGAGACUGAGGGAGAUGCUGGGCGCUGAGCGGGACGCGCUGGAGGCUGAAAUACAGGCCGAGAUACGAGCGGAGCCCGGCGGGAUGGAGGAACAUGGAGGGAUGAGGAAGCGCUGUGAGGAGCUGAGGGCGGCACGAGAGGAGAGAAGGAGGCAGGUCGCCGAGAAGCUGCUGCGGGAGAGAUGGAAACAGAACAGCGAGGAGCUGAGGGAGGUGGAGUCAGAGCUACACAAGAAGAACGUGGUGGAGUCCUGGGGUGAGCAGCUGAAGCAGAAGCAGCAGCAACAAGCAACGGAACGAGGAGAGAGAAAGCUUCUUGAAAAUGAAUGUGAAAUGGCACGAAGGGAAGCUGAGGAAAGAAUGAGACAAGAGGAAGAGAAACGUCAGCUGGAGAACAAGAAGCAAGGGGAGCUGUUGCUUCAACAGAUAGAAGAACUGAAAUUACGGGAGGCAGAGGCAGCCAAGCUGAAGAAAGAGCAAGAGGAUUUAUUAAAGCAGCAGUGGGAGCUGGGAAACUUAGAAGAAGAAAGAAAGCAAAUGGAAGAGCGCCGGAAGAAGACUGAGCUUGGUCGCUUUUUGUUGCAUCAAUAUGAUGCCCAGUUAAAGAGACGAGCCCAGGAGGUACAGGACGAGCUGGAAACAGACAGACAAAUCUUAUUAGCCAUCCUUGAGAAAGAAGAGGAGGAUCAGCGCCACAAGGCUGAAAAACGAGAGCGAGCUGUUGCAGACGCUGCCUGGAUGAGAAAUGUCAUUGAGGAACAGCUCCAGUUAGAAAAGGAGAGGGAGGCAGAGCUACAGGUUAUUUAUAGGGAAGAAGCUAGAAAAAUGUGGGAGAAGAGGGAAGAACAAUGGGCAAAGGAGAAGAUGGCCAGAGAUCGCCUGAUGAAUGAGGUCCUCGCAGGCAGACAGCGCCAGAUCCAGGAGAAGAUGGAGUUAAACAGACAGGCCCAAGAAGAGUCUAUAAAGUAUCGAGAGCAACUGAUUAAAGAACUUGAGGAGGCAAAGGAACUGACAAGGCGAGAGAAAGAGCAAGAGAAGGAACGGAAGAUAGCUCACAGACAGGACUUGGAAGCUCAGAUGACAGAACAGCGCUUAAAAGAACAAGCGGAGCGAGAACGCCAGAGGGAGGAGGAUGAGGAGGAGAGAUUAAACAAGCAGCGCUGUGCGGAGUUACUGCAGCAGGAAGCCAGGAGCAUGGCUGAGCAGGGCUACUGCAGCAGGUAGCAGUGCAGCAGGGAAGCCUACAAGUCAUCCUAAUGCUCAGAUGCAUCAGAGGAAGGAUGACAGUUUCAAAUGUGAAACUAAAUAUUAUCAGUUGUUAAAGUUCUUGCUGCAGUGCAUCUCUGCUGUUCAAUCUUUUCCUUGUCUGUCGUGCUGAAAACGAAUCUGAAUUUGAGUUGCUCUGCUUAACUUCAUGCCCAGAAGACCAUGUUUCUCAUACUAAACUAGGAACAGGCAACUUACCUCUUUGUCAUUUAAUAGAUAGUAGCUAGAAGAGCCUGAGAAAGCUGGAAGGUGAUGUUACUGCACUAGAGCAUCAACUAAGAGGGACUUAUUUUUCUUGGAAGAUCAUCUGUAUUUUCUAUCACGUAUUCUUUGCCUGCUGGAUAGCAUGUGUGCAAGAUUAAUGGUAAAGCUCAUAAAGUAGCUACGAUUUUCUGUUUCA
Messenger RNA from Coturnix japonica (Japanese quail), 1919 nucleotides. RefSeq names its product trichoplein keratin filament binding (gene TCHP). Gene Ontology annotation, cellular component: keratin filament. Gene Ontology annotation, biological process: apoptotic process. Lineage: Eukaryota; Metazoa; Chordata; Aves; Galliformes; Phasianidae. The record is from RefSeq and is a predicted model, not a curated record.